GAUUCAUCGUUGCUUGCUUGCUUGUUUGCAGGAGAGCAGGAGAUCCCUUGUUGUUGUUGUUGUUGUUGCGCUCAUUCUCUUUGCCUUGUCAACCGUUUUUUUGGGUCAUAGUAGAUGCGACUAGUGAGUGCAUCAGCUUUAGCUCCGCAGAUUUUUGCUCUUGGGUGUUGAUUGUUGUCCUGGAGUUUAAUUUUUCGUGCAUUCUGAGCUAUAUGUGUGACCCUUUUCCAUCCUGAAGGGUUAGGUUGAGAUUUGCGUAGUUUCCGCGUUGAACGGUGCAAGGAUCUCUUGCUGCUUGUUGAUUCUCUUUUAAUUUGAGUUUGUUUUAUUUUUCAGGAACAUAUGCAUGAAUGUGUGUGUGUGUGUGUAUAUGUUUUUAUUGAUUCUAGUUAUAAAUUUUAAUUGGAUUAUAAAGCAGGAGUUCGUUAUUUGAUGGUCUUCUGAGGAGACGUAUGGCGUCUUGACAUGAGCUUCCUCUGUUUGAUCGUUGAUGUGAGUGAAAGCUAUGGCAUUCAUGGAUUCGGGCAGGCGAUCCGGGUGGGAGAAGCUGUUAGGUCCCAGCUUCAAAGACAGGGCUCUUACUGGUGUCAUCAAGGUGGACAAUGUUGCAGGGAAAUCCGCGGUAACACGGACAUUUGCAAAGUAUCCCCUCAAAUUUCUGUUACCGAAUAAGAUUGUCCCGAGUGGUAUUGAUGCAGUGUGGAUUUAUGCCAUCUCUUAUGGCGGGGGCAUUGUGUCGAACGAUUCGAUCUCUCAGAGGGUGGAGGUUGGACCUUCUUGCACUGCCGUCAUUACCACGCAAUCGUCGACAAAAAUUUACAAGUCUGUCGAGGGAAAAUUCUGUGAGCAGAUCCUUCAAGCUUACGUUGGCCGAGAGGGAUUUUUUGCUGUAUUGCCAGAUCCGAUCACAUGUUUCAAGAACUCCAAGUAUACGCAGGUACAGGAGUUCUAUCUUGCAGCAGAUGCUAAUUUAGUCCUCAUAGAUUGGAUGACAAGUGGCCGAGUUGACAAUGGCGAAAGCUGGGAAUUCGAAUUGUACAAAAGCAUUAAUCACAUCUAUUUAGAGGAUGUGAAGGCUGAUUGUAGCAAAUCCACACCUCUUUUUCUCGAUUGCCUGUGUCUGGAGCAAGGUGUAGGGACCUCCGUUGCAGAGCGCAUGCGAGGGUUUCAUGUAGUAGCCAACAUGGUGAUUUAUGGACCAAAACUGGCGGCAUUCCGUGUCAAAGUUCAAAAGAAGGUGCAAGAACUCACACAAAAGGCAUUCACAAGAAGAAAAUCCUGUGAUCUAACGGCCCGUUUACGAGAUUCCAGUCUCUCCGCGGAGUCCCCAAGCACCUCAGAUCCUUUAUUAUUCGUUUCAUGUAGUAGCAUUGGGCCUGCAAAUGAAGGUUUAGUGGUUCGGGCAGUUGCCAGCACCACAGCACUCAUGUAUGACUUUUUCAAAGAGCAGUUGGCUCAUAUUGACUCUCUAAUUGGAGCAUGUCCAUAUGCUGGCAGAUGACUGAAUUUCGGUA
This is a messenger RNA of Physcomitrium patens, 1514 nucleotides long. RefSeq names its product urease accessory protein D. Lineage: Eukaryota; Viridiplantae; Streptophyta; Bryopsida; Funariales; Funariaceae. The record is from RefSeq and is a predicted model, not a curated record. Gene Ontology annotation, molecular function: nickel cation binding.